Messenger RNA from Brienomyrus brachyistius, 642 nucleotides. RefSeq names its product NADH:ubiquinone oxidoreductase subunit B11 (gene ndufb11). Bases 94 to 540 code for a protein of 148 amino acids. NCBI's taxonomy places the organism in Eukaryota, Metazoa, Chordata, Actinopteri, Osteoglossiformes, Mormyridae. The transcript is spliced from 3 exons. The record is from RefSeq and is a predicted model, not a curated record.
ACAAGAGGGUCUAGUCACCCCUUUCCACAGUGAAAAAAUAUCCGUACUUCUGGAUCUUUCCGGUUCCGGGUCAUAUAAGUCAAUUGACGCAAAAUGGCAACUCGGUUGUUAGGAAUUGGGUCCGUUUUCUCUCGGAUUCGUUUGGGGUCAGCAUGUGGGUUUCGGUUCGUGUCUCAAACGCCAUCAGGUGCUGCUAGCUCUGCCACCAUAUCGAGCUUGCAGCCCGCCCACGUCAAGGACGUUCAUGAACACGGAGAGGUCAGCCCCUACGAAAAGAAUCCAGACUUCCAUGGAUUUUCUGAGGAUCCACAUGUAGACCAGUGGAACAUGAAAAUGGCCUUCUUCUUUGGGAUUUCCUUGGCCAUUGUUGUUGGUGGUACUUUCAUCCAUUACCUGCCUGACCAUGGAAUGAGGCAGUGGGCUAGAAAGGAAGCUGAACGGUUGAUCAAAGAGAGAGAGGCUGCGGGUCUUCCUCUAAUGGAUGAGAACUACUAUGAUCCCAGAAAGAUCACAUUGCCAUCUUCUGGUGAUGAAGAGUAACUUUCAGACUGGUUUUUGCUUUACAGAAUGGAUUUCAAAUUAUCUGUCUCAAACUUUCUCUUGAUGUGUGUAUAAAAUUUAAAAUAAAAUGAUAAACUAUAA